CAGCACCAGCACCAGCACCAGCAGCAGGAGGAUCUGCAGCAUCAGAGUUACGCAGCAAAGAUGGCCACAUUGGAGACAACAGUGAAAAAACAGGAAAAGGUCAUUGAGAAGAUGGAGAAAGCAUUAGAGAGUAAACUCAGAGAGAAGAACAGACCAAGUAUUGACAAGGGGCCGGUGAUUGAAAAGCACAGAGGUUCGACUGACUGCAGAACAGAAGAGGUGCAGUCAGCCCUGGCAGCUGAAAACUCUCGUCUACAUGAAGAGCUGGACAGGAUUCGCAAGCAGCCCUUCCCCGUCAUUACAGCACAGACAAAAGAGGUUCUAUCACUCAAGGAGAGACUGAGUUUAAUAAAUAAACUGGAGAUGGCCGAUGCAAGAGUCCAAACACUGGAGGCUCAGCUGGAGGAGAACUCUAAAGUGUGGGGGAAACAGAAACAGGAAAUGUUGACUAAACUAAAUGAGCACAGGCAUGGCUUCAUCGGAACAUCAUCCACCAAAAUCCUUCAUGAUGCGUCUUCAGUCAGUUGAGUUUUACACAUUGUGCUGAAUUUUAAAAGCUAUUUAACAUGGAAUUAUUUCCCCCACUGUUUGCUACUGCUUACAGAUGACUGUAUCAGAUUCUUACAUCAGCAAAGCACACGGGAACCUGAAAAAUGACCAGUAAAUGAAAUAUAGGAUGAAGGA
This is a messenger RNA of Hippoglossus stenolepis (Pacific halibut), 684 nucleotides long. RefSeq names its product coiled-coil domain-containing protein 33-like. Gene Ontology annotation, cellular component: peroxisome. NCBI's taxonomy places the organism in Eukaryota, Metazoa, Chordata, Actinopteri, Pleuronectiformes, Pleuronectidae. The transcript is spliced from 5 exons. The record is from RefSeq and is a predicted model, not a curated record. The coding region runs from base 61 to 528 and encodes 155 amino acids.